AUGUUGCACCGAGACAAGAAGCCAAGGCCUUCCAUGACCGCAAUAUCGACGCACCCUCGAGUGGGUCGUCCAUGCAUUGCUGACACGUCCGAGUGGCCGUCGUUCCCUAUAUUCACAGCAGUUCGUUUAGUGUGCCGCGAAUGUCUCGACGCGGAUGGAACCGGCAGUUUGCUUCGAGUUAUCGAUACGUUUCUGGAUAAUCUGUCGGGGGCGUGGACAUUGUCGACAGGGUACAAGAACUCGAAUGGUAGCUUACGAUUGCUGCAGUACCUCGUUGCUCGUGAGUCGAAGACGUUGGAUCCAUUUCUCCGACGUUGGGAGGUGAACUGCGUAACGGGAGAAAUGGCAGCACGUGGCGAUCUGCAAGGCCUGAAGUGGGUCACUGAAAAGUAUCUGCCGGGAGAAUUUCUGACAGAAGUUGUAGCUCAAGCUACGUGUAAUGGACACUUGGACAUCCUGAAGUUUCUAUGGGAGAAUCAUCGCGGUGUGGGCUACUGGGGGGGAAUCGAGCUGGUCGGAGCGAUAAAAAAUCACAAUCGUGAGUUGGUGGACUGGUUAAGAAUUCAUGUUGAUCUUCGACCCGAGUGUGCCCAGCAUGUGAUUAAACAUGCAGCAGGGUAUGGCAACUUGGAGGUGGUGCGCUGGUUGUGCGAACAUUUUAAUGUGGGGAUUGCUGAGGCAAUGAGUACAGCAGCAUCGAACUGUCAGUGGGAGGUACUGCGCUGGCUGGUGACAACACAAGUUGUGGAGAGUCAUAACCUCGAUCCAGCACUCCACGAUACCAAUCUUUAUUGGAGUCCCGCUCACCACGGUAAUCUGGACAUGAUUAUUUUUUUGUUCGAAUGUAAUUUAGUCCAAGAUCCUGUGGAGGUUUUCCAAACGGCUGCUGCACGUGGUCACUUGCACAUUAUCAAGUGGCUUUACGAGGAUAAAGGGAUCUUGAAUACUGGAGACGCGUUUUACUUUGCCGCAGAGAACGGGCAUCUGGACGUGUUGAAGUAUUUGAACGAGAAGGAGCAACGUGCAGACUCGUACCAUGUUGCUUUGAAUGCUGCCGCUGGGUCGGGGUCACUAGAGACUGUUCAGUGGCUCCAUUAUAAUACCCGAGCUGGGUGUACGUAUCGUGCUAUGGACGUAGCUGCUGGUAUGGGGCAUCUUGAAUUGGUGCAGUGGCUCCAUGAUACACGAACAGAAGGAUGCAGUGCUUUGGCCAUGUACUAUGCAGCUAGAAAUGGCCAUCUCGAGACGGUGAAGUGGCUGCAUUCAAACAGAAGCGAGGGUUGCCAUGUUCUGACGAUGAAGAGGGUCGCAGAGCGCGGUAACCUGGAGAUGAUUAAGUGGCUCCACGCUAACCGACACGAGACUUUCAAUCUCGAUGGAGUAAUGGACGCUGCUGCCGCGCUCGGUGAUUUGAGAAUUUUGCAGUGGUUUCAUGAAAAUCGCGAUGAAGGAUGCAGCACUUUCGCGAUGGACCAGGCGGCUGAAAAUGGCCAUCUUGAAGUGGUAAAGUGGCUACAUGAACACCGUACGGAGGGAUGUACUCAAAGAGCAAUGAAUGACGCCGCCAUAAACGGACAUUUGGAAGUGGUCAAAUGGCUGCACUUGAAUCGGAGUGAAGGGUGCACGACGUUAGCGAUUGAUGGUGCGGCUGGGAACAGUCAUUUGAAGGUAGUCAAGUGGCUGCGUUGCCAUCGCUCCCUGGGGUGCACACCCUUGGCUCUUGAAUUGCUUUUUAGCAAGUCACGACGCCUUGAUACCGCAGUGUUUCUCUUCUCGGAAUUUCCAGAAUGCCGUACAUUCCACUUGGGGCCCGUGUUUGAGGUUGCCUGGGUCGAGAUUGUGCAGUGGUUGCUUGAACGUGCCCCAAGUGCGCUGGAGGGCUGUAUACUACGAGUUAAAGCAUGGAACUGGCACGUCUGUGAGUGGCUUGAACAGACUAACUGGCGACGGGUUAGCACGGAUAGUAUCUUUUCAUUCUGGGAGCGUUCAUGA
Molecule: messenger RNA, 1992 nt
Organism: Phytophthora nicotianae INRA-310
Lineage: Eukaryota; Oomycota; Peronosporomycetes; Peronosporales; Peronosporaceae
Exons: 1
Coding region: 1-1992 (663 amino acids)
Molecular function (GO): protein binding
Source: RefSeq, a predicted model, not a curated record